GGGAACCCAAGUGUUCCUUUCCUGGGCAGGCGCUGAGACCGGCAAACAGACUUAUUCUGAACUUACCGAGUUUGCGCGCCGUGAUUAGCUCGCGGAAGAGAGAAGCGGGAGCCAGGGAAGAUAGAAAGCUGUGUGUCUGUGCAGCGUAGCUUGGCGGGCGCUGUCGGCGGGAGCGACGGCUCAGGUGCCGUACCUGAACAUCUCACCAUGGCAGUUCCCGAGACCCGUCUCAACCACACUAUUUAUAUCAACAAUCUCAAUGAGAAGAUCAAGAAAGAUGAGCUCAAGAAGUCCCUGUAUGCCAUCUUCUCCCAGUUUGGCCAGAUCCUGGAUAUCCUGGUGUCUCGGAGCCUGAAGAUGAGGGGCCAGGCCUUUGUCAUCUUCAAGGAGGUCAGCAGCGCCACCAAUGCCCUGCGUUCCAUGCAGGGCUUUCCUUUCUAUGAUAAGCCCAUGCGGAUCCAGUACGCAAAGACCGACUCGGACAUCAUUGCCAAGAUGAAAGGCACCUUUGUGGAGAGAGACCGCAAACGAGAGAAGAGGAAACCCAAGAGUCAGGACACACCUGCUGCCGCCAAAAAGGCUGUUCAGGGUGGGGCAGCUGCCCCAGUGGUGGGCGCUGUCCAGCCUGUGCCGGGCAUGCCUCCGAUGACCCAGGCACCCCGCGUCAUGCACCACAUGCCAGGACAGCCUCCCUACAUGCCACCACCUGGCAUGAUCCCGCCUCCGGGCCUUGCUCCUGGCCAGAUCCCCCCUGGAGCCAUGCCCCCACAGCAGCUCAUGCCUGGGCAGAUGCCACCCGCCCAGCCUCUCUCCGAGAAUCCGCCCAAUCACAUCCUGUUCCUCACCAACCUGCCUGAGGAGACCAACGAGCUCAUGCUCUCCAUGCUUUUCAACCAGUUCCCCGGCUUCAAGGAAGUGCGUCUGGUCCCUGGGCGCCAUGACAUCGCCUUUGUGGAGUUUGACAAUGAAGUGCAGGCUGGGGCAGCACGAGAUGCCCUGCAAGGCUUUAAGAUCACACAAAACAAUGCUAUGAAGAUCUCUUUUGCCAAGAAGUAGCACCUUCCCCUACGGAGUACCCCAGUCCCCAUUCUGGGGCUGCCCCUUCCCCCCUCCCUUGGCUCAGUCCCUGAAGGUAAGUCCCCCUUGAGGGCCUUCUCGGAGCCGUGUGUGAGUGCGUGGUUGCCACACAGCAUUGUACCCAGAGUCUGUCCCCAGACAUUGCACCUGGCGCUGUUAGGUUGUGAUUAAAGUGAGUUUUUUGAGGUUUGUUUUUUUCACAGUA
Arvicanthis niloticus (Nile rat) is the source of this 1282-nucleotide messenger RNA. RefSeq names its product small nuclear ribonucleoprotein polypeptide A (gene Snrpa). The record is from RefSeq and is a predicted model, not a curated record. NCBI's taxonomy places the organism in Eukaryota, Metazoa, Chordata, Mammalia, Rodentia, Muridae. Gene Ontology annotation, molecular function: RNA binding.